UGUACGUUUGCAUGCUAUCUUGACCUUGAUAGUAUUUCUUCACAAUUUCCUUCACCGGAAAAAUCACUGGUGAAGACUAAUCAUGCUUAUCGUCCAGUUCGCCGGAAUUUUGUUGGCCGGGAUUACCGUAGCCCUGGCAGCCACCAAUUCCACCGACACCGCCACCGCCGACACAUUCAACAUUACGAGGGCUCCAAUCAUCACCAAGAGGCCCGAUUGCCCCAGCAAAUGUGGGGAUCUCACUGUUCCGUACCCCUUCGGCAUCGGCGUUGGCAGCGGCUGCGGGAUCGGGGACUGGUUUGAGCUCAAUUGCAGCAACGCCUUCGAUCCUCCCCGAGCAUUAAUUGGCAACAUUCAGGUCUACGAAAUCUCCGACAAUCAAAUGCGAAUCUCCAACGUUGUAGCCAGGAGAUGCUACGACCGAUCUGGCUCAGUAGUCCUGCACAACACCGCCUCCUCCAGCAUCAGCUCCACUCCGUUCAGCUACUCGGAGCUGAAUAAAUUCACGGUCAUCGGCUGUGACGAUUUCGCGCUCGUCACCGGCGUUGGCAGCCGGAACUUCACCAGCGGGUGCGUUUCACUCUGCUCGAGAGCCGAGGAUGUAAUAAACGAAUCCUGCUCGGGUAUAGGCUGCUGCCAGACGUCCCUGCCGAAAGGAUUGAAGUUCUACUUGACCGAUCUCAGCAGCUUGAAAAAUCACACGCAAGUUUCUUCGUUCGAUCCAUGUAGCUACGCGUUUCUUGGAGAGAAGGAGAGGUUCGUUUUCCGAGGGGCGACGGAUCUAUCCGACCCGAAUUUCAUGCAGCGGGUCCUGACUACAGUUCCCAUCGUGCUAGAUUGGGCACUUGGCAAUUCCACCUGCGCACAGGUUCCGAAUUUUUCAGAUUACGCCUGCAAGGCUAACAGUGACUGCGUUGAUUCGGACACCGGAUUGGAUGGCUAUCGAUGCAGCUGUAAGAAAGGUUAUGAAGGCAAUCCGUACUUAGAUCCAGGCUGCACAGACAUCAAUGAAUGCGCGGAUCCAAACCUGCAUGACUGCGUAAACGAAAAGAUGUGCACCAACCUUCCGGGUGGUUUCAACUGUUCGUGUCCACACGGACACUUCGGGGAUGGCAGAAAGAAUGGUAAAGGCUGCACCGAACGCAGCUCUCGAUUCCCGGUGACUCAGGUGGCAUUAGGAAUUGGGAUUGGGUUUUUGUCGUUGGUGAUCGCUGUGAGUUGGCUCUACUUUAGCCUCAAGAAAAGAAAGCUCAUAAAGCUCAGGGAGAAAUUCUUCCAGCAGAACGGUGGUUUGUUGCUCAAGCAGCAGAUCUCUUCCGACGAAGGCCCCAUGGAGUCCACAAAAAUAUUCACGGCAGAAGAGCUGAAAACGGCCACCAACAAUUACGCAGACGACAGGAUCCUAGGCAGAGGUGGAUACGGCACUGUCUACAAGGGGAUUCUGCCAGACAAUCGAACAGUCGCUAUAAAGAAAUCCAGGGUAAUGGAUGAAACUCAAGUCGAACAAUUCAUCAACGAAGUGGUCAUUCUCACACAGGUGAAUCACAGAAACGUUGUCAAACUUCUGGGAUGCUGUCUAGAGCUAGAAGUCCCUUUAUUAGUCUACGAAUAUGUUUCGAACGGUACACUCUUCGAGCACAUCCACAACAGGGCCUUGACUUGGUUAACCUGGGAGAAUCGUCUACGGAUCGCCUCAGAAGCUGCCGGUGCCCUCUCCUAUCUUCACUCAGCAGCUUCAGUCCCUGUCAUCCAUAGAGAUGUGAAAUCAGCCAACAUCUUGCUGGACGGAUACUACACGGCCAAGAUAUCAGAUUUCGGGGCCUCCAGGCAGGUCUCCCUGGAUCAAACAGAAGUCACAACGCUGGUUCAGGGGACAUUAGGGUACCUGGAUCCCGAAUACUUCCACACCAGCCAAUUAACGGAGAAAAGCGAUGUGUACAGCUUCGGAGUGGUGCUUGCUGAGCUGAUGACAGGGAAGAGGCCCAUUGACAUGGAUAGGAGCCAGGAGCAGCGGAACCUGACAACCUAUUUCAUCAUGGCUCUGAAAGAGAACAAACUGUUUCAAAUCCUGGAGCCACAGGUUGUGAGGGAGGGGUCCCUGGAGCAGCUCCAGGCAACUGCACAGCUCAUAAAGAGGUGCUUGAAUCUGAAUGGCGAAGACAGGCCGACAAUGAAGGAGGUGGCCAUGGAACUUGAAGGCUUGAGGAAGUUCACCAGGCAUCCUUGGGCAAAUCAAAAUAUUCAUGAAGAAUCGGUGGGGCUGAUGAGCGGUGGGGAUGGUAUGGAUCUUUACAGUGCUCCGGUUACAGGGGCCGGGGCUGAUCUUUACACUGUUCCCAUAAGCAAUGGAGAUUUCUCCUCAGGACAGUACAGUCUGAACAGCAACAACCCCAGUCAGGUUUUUCCCCAUGCCAAUAGCCCUCGCUGAUGGAACACCUGUUUUUUCAUUCUGCAGAAUCAAUUACUUUUGUUUUCAUGUUUACAUUGUACCAUCAAAUGUAUCAUCUAUUGUAAAAAAAACAAAGACAAAAAAAAGAUUAAAUCCUUUCGGAUUUGCUUAAUACCAGUUUUUCACAAUCCGUGGAGGUCCAGUUACA
This is a messenger RNA of Andrographis paniculata, 2597 nucleotides long. RefSeq names its product wall-associated receptor kinase 2-like. Bases 83 to 2428 code for a protein of 781 amino acids. Gene Ontology annotation, cellular component: plasma membrane. Gene Ontology annotation, molecular function: calcium ion binding; ATP binding; polysaccharide binding. Lineage: Eukaryota; Viridiplantae; Streptophyta; Magnoliopsida; Lamiales; Acanthaceae. Gene Ontology annotation, biological process: cell surface receptor signaling pathway; protein phosphorylation. The record is from RefSeq and is a predicted model, not a curated record. The transcript has 3 exons.